AUGCCCUUUUGGACCCAUGUCAACUUACCGCAAACCGCCAGUCGAUUGGGAAAUUUUGCCACUAGAGAUUUGGAGCUUGAUUCUCAGGCAUGCAACACUCGUUCCCGAUCUUACCUCGACAGAGCUAUGCAACUACGGUAUGGGCAACCCCAUGGUGUCACAAAGAACAAAGAUGCACAAGCGGUCUUUGGUGAGAUUUAUGUCUUCUUCUUCAACCCAUUGAUUGUCAUAUUGGUUCUAGAGGACGAAGCAAAGUCUGGUUCGGGUAUGCAAAACUUGGGGAAGUCCCUGGCUUCACUGUACGAGGGUCUCAAGCGUUCUCAUCGCCCAUUGAUUGAUUCCGAUACUGGAGAGCUGUCUUUAGGUUGGUGGACAAAACGAUUAGAUGUUAGGAUGCGAGACUCUACCGACGAUGUCAAGAGCGAUAUGGUUCUCGUUGGGAGAAUUGUCGCUAUGCUGCCGAACCUUUCCAUCCUUACAUUCGAUGUCCGUGGCUAUGGUUAUUGUCCAGUCUAUGGAGGCCUGCAGACUCUUCCAAGCAAUGUACUGCGAUCAACCUCUCCUGAGAAGCUCAACGUGGUAUACUGGCACAGUCCAAAUGUUCUACCUAUGGCAGAGUACUGGCUCGAGCUUCUGAGUAGUCGGCCUUAUCUCCGCUCGAUCAGCGACUUCGCAUGGGGAGACCAUCGUCCCAUGGCCACCGCCGUUCCCAACUUUCCCUCACUAACGUCUUUGCAUCUAUCUCGUUCGUGGAGCGCCGAAUACUUUAGUCGCUUAGAGCUCCCCCACCUCCAGCACUUAACAUAUCGUGCGAACCACGACUUCACGCAAAAUUUAGCUCCGUUUCUCCAAAACCAUGGCGCAAACCUGAUGUCUUUCACAACGGAUUGUUCCGCGAAUAUCCUCCCGCUGAUUUUGGAAACCUGCCCAAAUCUCAUAAGCUUGGAGCUUGUCGUGGGUGACUGGAUCUCUUUACCUGACAAUAGGCCCGCACUCCCCCUAUCAGAACAAUGA
This is a messenger RNA of Laccaria bicolor S238N-H82, 1014 nucleotides long. RefSeq lists its product as uncharacterized. The record is from RefSeq and is a predicted model, not a curated record. The transcript has 2 exons. The coding region runs from base 1 to 1014 and encodes 337 amino acids. Lineage: Eukaryota; Fungi; Basidiomycota; Agaricomycetes; Agaricales; Hydnangiaceae.